ACAGGCAUUGAUCUACAUCUGCAGCCUCCGGGUCGCAGUUGCUGUUCGGGGUCAUGGAUGAUUUUGUUCGGGAUAAAUUAUCUGAAUGGAAUCUCAGCAAGUUCAUAGAUACAUUUAAAGGACAAGACAUCGACGAAGAAAAUUUUUACUGUCUGGAUGAUAAAGAUAUCGCCGACUUGAUCCCCACCGUGGGACCAAGGUCAAAAUUCAAGAAAAAGCUCAAGUCGUUAAAGGAACAAAAAACAGAAAAUCCCGAAGUCGUUGAUUCGUCUGCUCAAGCUUGUGCAUCCACCAGUGACAAAAGUAAUAAAGGGAAGAGAAGGUCAGAUCUUCAGGGUGAGUCCAGCCCAUGGCAAUCCCCAAUCAAAAAGCCACGAGUUACAGGAUCAUACAUCAGAGAGGAAAUACUACUGUCUGACGUGAAAAACAUCAUGAAUUUUGUUCAUCAGAAAAUUCCUCAACAAGACAACAAGCUCAACAACUUCCUGAGGAGAAAAAUUAAUGACUUGGAGACGGACAAGAGGGAGGUGGUCGGUGUCUUUGGCAGAACCGGGGCUGGAAAGAGCUAUUUGAUAAAUACCGUCAUUGGAGAGAAGAAUCUCUUGCCCAGUGGAAGCGUCAAUGCAUGUACCUCAGUCAUGAUUAAAGUGAAGGCUAAUGAGCAGAACUCAAAAUAUGAGGCAGACAUCGAGUUCAUAACGAAAGAGGAGUGGAAAGAUGAGUUAUGGUUCUCUAAAAAUUUCCUUCGGGAAAGUGCGGAUCGGGGAAGGGAUGAGGAUGAAGAGAGGGAUCGUAAAGACAUUGUGGAAAAGCUGUCAGUGCUGUAUGGAGAAGACGGGGAAAACAAAUCUCCUGAAGAGCUCAUGGAUGGCAAAUAUUUCAAAGAGAUCCCAGAAUUUCUGCUGUCCAAGAGGAAGAUGUUGACAGACGAAACAGCUGAAGAGCUAUCUAAAAAACUAGUCAUGUACACAAAAAGCAAAUCAGAAGAUGGAGAAGUAAACGCAAAGAGGUGGUAUUGGCCUCUUGUGAAGUGUGUGACUAUCAGGGUGCCAAAUAAUAAUCUCCUGAAGCACGUCACACUUGUGGAUCUUCCUGGAAAUGGGGAUCGUAACAAGAGCAGAGACAAAAUGUGGAAAAAGAUCGUUGGAAGUUGUUCCACUGUGUGGAUCGUGACUGAGAUAAAACGAGCUGCAUCAGAGCCUGAAGCCUGGGAGAUACUGAAAAGUGCCUGUAGCUUCAUGGGAAAUGCUGGCCAGUGUCGGCAGAUUCACUUCAUCUGCUCCCAGUCUGAUGAAUCAAGUCAUAAUCCAGCCUGUCCUUCAACUGAACCCCGUGCUUUCAUUCUGGAAAGAAAUAUUAAAGCCAAGAAUGAAGUGAGAAAAGAAUUCAGAAAACUAAACGAGGUUACGAAAUAUUUCAGUGAUGGAAGUUUCAAAGUGUUCACAGUGAGCUCCUACGAGUUUGUUCAAAAGACAGUCCUAGAACCAGAUGAAACUGAAAUACCUGAACUUCAGGAAUUUCUGCAGGAUCUCAAUGACUGUCACUCAGUUACAUUAAACUAUGUGAAAGGAGCUCUCGGGAUUCUCUCUCUGAUUCAAGGGGCCAGCCGUACAGAUGGGGCUGAUAUAAAGACAGCUGUCUGCACAGACCUUGAACAAAAGAUGAAGGAUGCACUUAAUAAAGUCGAAAACAAAAUGAAAGAGACUCAUCAGGCUUUUGAAGGGUGCCUCAGUGAGGGAGUUAAGGAAUCAAAAAUUUCAUGGGACAAAAACUUGACAUCGGUCAUAAUGCCUAAAAACAAGAAAGGUAGUAGUUUCCACCGGACACUGAAGUGCAUAGUACAGCAAGAUGGCGCCUACAGAGCAAAAAAGGGAAAACUAAUAAACCUCAAUAUGAAGUUAUCUUCAUGCCUGACUCAGAGCAUUGAUGACAAAUUCAAGAAGACCUUCCCAAAUGAAGGAGAAUGUGGACAAUUCAACGGAGUCCUCGAUUUGUUUUCACUUAACACGGAGACGAUGAGAAAGAACACAAAGUACAAAGAUGUCGAACUGCAACUGACAUUUCUCAGCACAGAGGAAGACAAGAUAAAGACAAAACUCAACAAAAUCAUCCGCGAUCGUAAGAAAACGAUCUACAGCAGUCUGACGACAACAAUUGAGACGAGCAUGCAGGAAUGCUAUGACGUUGCAAAACAAAUUAAAGGACAAGGCAGUCUGGAAAAAAUUAGGACCACUCUUACGAAUCACGUACGUGAGUCAAAGGACGUCAUGUUUCAGACAGCUAAAGAUGUUAUGUUGAACCAGCUGAGAGACUUGAUGAGAGAAAUCCUUGAAGACCUGGAAGAAAUGCAGGAAUCAAUCGAACUGACGCUCAAGACAGAUGGCGUCUCAAUCCCAGAUGUUGAGAAUCAGCUUGAGAUGGUGAAGAACCACUACGAAGAACUGAAGCGGUCCAGAUGAAGAACCACUCAUUUGUACCAACUGACGAGCCCUGCGUGUGUGCUGAUUAGAGACGUGAGGCCUCUGGAUUUGGUCUCAACCCUUUUUGUCAAGUCAUCUUAUUCUCUUUAAGUGAUUUUUUCAGAUGUACUUUUCAUUAGUUUGGUGUGAAUUAAAUGCAGAGACAUUUUUAUGGUCAAUAUCUGGUCGGGUAAUUUGAGCUUUUAAUUGAUUUCUUUAUAUGUACUUUUCAUUAGUUUGGUGUGAAUUAAAUGCAGAGACAUUUUUCUGGUCAAUAUCUGGUCGGGUAAUUUUAGCUUUUAAUUGAUUUCUUUAUAUGUACUUUUCAUUAGUUUGGUGUGAAUUAAAUGCAGAGACAUUUUUCUGGUCAAUAUCUGGUCGGGUAAUUUUAGCUUUUAAUUGUUUAAAGUUCAGAAGCAGAUAAACUGUGUGGGGGGUAAGAGCGGGAUGUCCUGCAUCAAAGGUCCCCAGUCGGAUUCAACCCAGGUACAUUGUGGUUUACACGGUACAGAUCUUCUUUGUUACCAGUCCAUCAUUAUGGUUUUCAUGAUUUCAAAAAAAUUCUUCUUCUUUAAGUUUUUGUCCAUUUUGUAAUCGUAGUUUAGUAUUGGUUGAUUGAGAUUGAAAUGUCGAUGAUUUUAUUGGUGUUUAAAAUACAUCCUGAAUUUUGAUCACAGUAUGUUGAAUUUCUCAAAGACUUUAUAAGCUUUUAUUAAAAGAAUGAUCUGACCUUUUCUUUUAUUGUUCAAGGAAAAAACUUGCUUACUGCUAAAUAAUGUGUUCUUAGUGUGUUAAUCCAUGUAUCAGAAUUGGAUAGAACUAGAUGAUAGUAAUACACCAGCCUAUCUGGUUUCUCAUUAUUUACUGAAAUAUUGUUGUGUUUUAAUCUACUCUGAUUCUAAAUGCAUUUAAAGUAUCUGAUAAGGUAUACUGUCGAAUAAAUUCACUUUCAAAGUUCCAAAUGUU
Molecule: messenger RNA, 3425 nt
Organism: Pseudoliparis swirei
Lineage: Eukaryota; Metazoa; Chordata; Actinopteri; Perciformes; Liparidae
Product: nuclear GTPase SLIP-GC-like
Exons: 22
Coding region: 54-2459 (801 amino acids)
Molecular function (GO): GTPase activity
Source: RefSeq, a predicted model, not a curated record